Messenger RNA from Anguilla rostrata (American eel), 2420 nucleotides. Its product is annotated as claudin-19-like. The coding region runs from base 770 to 1426 and encodes 218 amino acids. Lineage: Eukaryota; Metazoa; Chordata; Actinopteri; Anguilliformes; Anguillidae. The record is from RefSeq and is a predicted model, not a curated record. Gene Ontology annotation, cellular component: plasma membrane; bicellular tight junction. Gene Ontology annotation, molecular function: structural molecule activity. Gene Ontology annotation, biological process: cell adhesion; bicellular tight junction assembly. The transcript has 5 exons.
GGCUGUAGAGGAAAAGCCGUCCAGUCUCUCCCCAGCCAUCUCCCAGAGGCAGCUGCCAGAGACACCGAGAGCAGCUUCCAGCAAGGACCCGAGCCGGCAGCGAUUUAAGAGGGGGGGGCCUCGUGACCCGUCGCCGCGGGAGACCCAGGGAGAGCGCACUCCGGUGCCGAACUCAGGGCGGCCGUCCUGACCACAGACGUCCGAAAUCAAGGGUGAGGACAGGAGCACCCCGAAGAGCACAGAGACCCACACAGAGGAGCGAUACACAAAAGGGACCGUCCGACGUUUGGAGAGAAGUGGAGAGGAGAGGAAGAGAGGAGAGGAGAGGAGAGGAGAGGAGAAGAAGAGAGGAGAGGAGAAGAAGAAACAGCAGAAGACUGACCCUGCUCUGUUACCCCCCUCCCCUCCACCACCCCCCACCCCUGGGACUGUUUGGUACAAUAAUCUCCAGCUGAUUCGCAGUGGUCUAUCAGAAUUCGGACGAGAGACGGGACAGAGCCGCACUGGCGUGGAAAACACACAGAUACAUUUCUGCCAAAAAGAGAAGCUUCUUUCUUCAAUUUUUAAUAGCUUGGCUUGUUUUCCCUUUUCUUUCUUUUUUAGCUGCUUAACUAUUUAUUUCUCAUUUUUAAUAGAUUUUUUUUUUCCCGAAGGGCAGUUUAUGUGGAGGACAGUGUUUUGAGAAAGUUUCCAAGAGGAGAGAGGAAGAGACGGGGAGAAAGUGAGUGAGCGAGAGAGAAGGAGAAAGAGAAAGUAGAAAGUAGAGAUAAUGGCGAAUUCGGGAUUCCAGCUGCUGGGCUACUUCCUGGCGCUGGGCGGGUGGAUUGCCAUCAUCUCCACGACGGCGCUGCCGCAGUGGAAGCAGUCGUCGUACGCGGGCGACGCCAUCAUCACGGCGGUGGGCCUGUAUGAGGGGCUGUGGAUGUCCUGCGCCUCCCAGAGCACGGGACAGGUGCAGUGCAAGGUGUUCGACUCCCUGCUGUCACUGGACGUGCAUGUCCAGACGUGCCGCGCCCUGAUGGUGCUGUCGGUGCUCCUGGGCUUCUUCGCCAUCAUCAUCAGCGUUGUGGGGAUGAAGUGCACCCGGGUGGGAGACAGCAACCCCAUGAUCAAGGGCCGCAUCGCUGUGUCCGGGGGCGUCCUCUUCCUCCUCGCAGGGCUGUGCACGUUGGUGUCUGUUUCCUGGUACGCCACUCAAGUGUCCUACCAGUUCUUCAACCCCAACACACCUGUAAACGCCAGGUUCGAGUUUGGCUCCGCCCUGUUUGUGGGCUGGGCGGCGGCCAGCCUAACCAUACUGGGAGGGUCUUUCCUGUGUUGUUCCUGCUCCCCGGACGACAGGAGAGGGCAGCAGUACUACAGCCAAUCACAGCCCUCCACGGCCAGGGAGGUAGAGUUGUUGACCGAAAGCAGCUCCCCUGACUGAUCGAACCCCUGCUCUCAUGAUGAGGAUCACUCCCUCCGGUCCUGCUCCUUGUUUUGUGUCCUGAUUUAUAAUAUGGACCCUCUUCCUCUUCUUCAGUCGUUUACCACUGCCUCUGCAACCCCAAUCCUCCCCCCCCACCCCCACCCUUACAAACAGAUGUCCACCUUCUUUUACAACAUCUGCCCUGCCCUUCGACCUCUGGGUGACCUCUGUGUGACCCCUGUGAGGAUACAGGCUGUACUGAUUACUCAGCACUGCUCCUUUCCUACAGUGCACAAUUAUUAUCAUUAUUAUUAUUGAUUGAUUGAUUGAUUGAUUGAUUUAUUGAUUGUUUGGUUGACUGAUUGAUUUUUAGGGACUUAAUUUCAGCCUUGACUGAGUUUUAUUCAUUCCUGUGGAAGUCCUGUGUACUUACCCACAGUCUUUUGUUUUUCCUGUUAAUUCAUUCACUAAAUUUAUCUUCUGAUCAGGCCAAUUUGGGAUUACAAAUAAUGUACACAUCUAUAGACCCAACACAAUGGACAAUAUUCUAGCAAUAAACUCCAACUGUGGGUUAUCGUUAUAGGGUAUACAUUCUUCAUAGCCAUGCACAUCAAUACAUUUGAGAACUUGUCUUUAAUUCUGUACCAAAACUGUGACCUCAUAUGCAUUUUGGGAUCAUUUGUUGUAAAAAACAAAAUGUAUAACAUUCAAAUGCAGUUAUACAGUUGCUGGGUAACAUAAGAAAACUUAAAUAAAAUGAUGAUAAAAUGAUAAUAAAAAGGAUCAUACUUGGUUGGUGUGUGCAAGCUUCCUUCCACAGAGAACAGAUCAGAUAUGGACAGCACACAGAAUCACACUAUGGCAUGCAACAGCACGUUUGUGAAGUCUCAGCUCAUGAAGCUUCUUCAUAAUGUGGACUUUAUUGUAAUUAAUAAAAGGAAUGAUCUGUCUGCGAUGUGUAUGUAACAUUUUUCACUUAAUAAAACUAACUCACAGCCUUGAGAACGAGAAA